GGAGACUUCACGCUGGACACAGGCCUUAUGAGUGUGGUGACGGUUCAAAAUCCUUUAGCCAAAGCUCUAGCUUCAUGCAACACAAGAGAAUUCACACUGGAGAAAAGCCAUAUGAGUGUGGAGAUUGUGGGAUGUCCUUCAGCCAUAGGUCUAAGCUCAUUGAACACCACAAAGGUCACACUGGUGAAAAGCCUUAUGAGUGUCGUGUAUGUGGGAAGUUAUUUAGACGCAAAGAUUACCUCCUUAACCAUGAGAGAGUCCACACGGGAGAAAAGCCGUUUGAAUGUGGUGAUUGUGGGAGAUGCUUUAGCUAUCAAAAGGGACUCGUUCAACACCAGAGAGUUCACACUGGGGAAAAGCCAUAUGAGUGUAGUUACUGUGGAAAGACCUUCAGCCAGAGCUCAACACUCGUUGAGCACCAGCGAGGUCACACUGGGGAAAAGCCUUAUGAGUGUCGUGUUUGUGGGAAGUCCUUCAGCAGAAGGUCUGCUCUCAGCCGACAUCAGAUAAUUCACACCGGAGAAAAGCUGUAUGAAUGUAACGAUUGUGGGAAAUGCUUUACCUAUAACAGUGGACUCCUUCAACAUCAGAAAAUUCAUACUGGAGAAAAGCCAUAUAAGUGUAGUGAUUGUGGGAUGUCUUUCAGCCGUAGGUCUAAGCUCAUUUCACACCACAGGGUUCACACUGGGGAAAGGCCUUAUGAGUGUAGUGAAUGUGGGAAGUGUUUUACACGCAAAGCUAACCUCCGUAUUCACCAGAGAGUUCACACUGGAGAAAAGCCUUAUAAGUGCAGCGAAUGUGGGAAAACCUUUGGACAAAGCUGUAACCUCUUCGAACAUAUGAAAGUUCACACUGGAGAAAAGCCAUAUGUGUGUACUGACUGUGGGAAGUCCUUCAGCCGUAGUUCUACCCUCAGUGAGCACCGGCGAUGUCACACGGGAGAAAAGCCUUUUGAGUGCAGUGUUUGUGGGAAAGUCUUUAGACUACGCAGCAGUCUUAGUUACCACCGUCACGUUCAUUCUGGAAAAAAAGCCUUAUGAGUGGUGAAUGUGGGAAUUCCUAUAGCAAUACUUCUGGCAUCAUUCAUCACCAGAGAGUUCACACUGGAGAGAAAUCAUGAAUGUAGUGAUUGUGGAAAAUGCUUCGAUUAUAAACAGACUCAUUCAAUAUCAAAGGACUCUGAAGAAAAGUCAUGU
Pipistrellus kuhlii (Kuhl's pipistrelle) is the source of this 1196-nucleotide messenger RNA. Its product is annotated as zinc finger protein 135-like. Gene Ontology annotation, biological process: regulation of transcription by RNA polymerase II. The transcript is spliced from 3 exons. The coding region runs from base 75 to 1040 and encodes 321 amino acids. NCBI's taxonomy places the organism in Eukaryota, Metazoa, Chordata, Mammalia, Chiroptera, Vespertilionidae. The record is from RefSeq and is a predicted model, not a curated record. Gene Ontology annotation, molecular function: RNA polymerase II cis-regulatory region sequence-specific DNA binding; DNA-binding transcription factor activity.